CCCAAGCGAAUUCACUAGAAACGUCAACGAACCAGUGAACAGAAGCGGAGCAGACCAAAAUCCCAAACAAGGAAAUGAUGGGGAUGAAAACGCUUAGAUUAUCAAAUUAAUGUAUUUAUUAAUUAAUUAAUAUUUAAAAACAUGUUUUUUUUAUUGUAAAUUAAGACAUAUUUAUGGGUUAAAACAAAAUGGACUACGACUUCAAAACGAAGCUUGCGGCCGAGCGGGAGAGAGUGGAGGAUCUGUUUGAAUUUGAAGGUUGUAAAGUGGGUCGAGGCACCUACGGGCAUGUUUAUAAAGCCAAGCGCAAAGACAGGAACGAUGAGAAGGAGUAUGCACUGAAACAAAUUGAAGGUACUGGAAUAUCUAUGUCGGCUUGCAGAGAGAUUGCGCUCUUGAGAGAAUUGAAACACCCCAAUGUGAUUGCACUGCAGAAAGUGUUCCUUUCUCACAGCGACAGGAAGGUCUGGCUCCUGUUUGAUUAUGCAGAACAUGAUUUGUGGCAUAUUAUAAAAUUUCACCGUUCCUCGAAAGCUAAUAAAAAACCCAUGCAGUUGCCAAGAGGAAUGGUCAAAUCACUGCUUUAUCAGAUUCUUGAUGGGAUUCAUUACCUACAUGCAAACUGGGUGCUUCACAGAGACCUUAAACCAGCCAACAUCCUGGUAAUGGGAGAAGGCCUUGAAAGAGGAAGAGUCAAAAUAGCUGACAUGGGGUUUGCAAGACUGUUUAAUUCACCGCUUAAGCCUUUGGCGGAUCUGGACCCUGUGGUAGUAACGUUUUGGUAUCGUGCACCAGAAUUGUUGCUAGGAGCCCGACAUUAUACUAAAGCCAUUGAUAUAUGGGCGAUUGGCUGUAUCUUUGCUGAGCUUCUCACGUCAGAACCUAUCUUUCACUGUCGUCAAGAGGAUAUCAAAACAAGCAACCCCUUUCACCACGACCAGUUGGACAGGAUCUUCAGUGUCAUGGGGUUCCCAGCAGAUAAAGACUGGGAAGAUAUCAGAAAAAUGCCGGAAUACCCAACACUUCAGAAAGACUUCAGGAGAACAACGUAUGCAAACAGCAGCCUCAUUAAAUAUAUGGAGAAACAUAAAGUAAAACCAGACAGCAAGGUUUUUCUUCUGCUCCAAAAACUGCUCACUAUGGAUCCCACGAAAAGGAUCACCUCGGAGCAGGCUCUGCAGGAUCCAUACUUCCAAGAGGACCCUUUACCUGCUUCUGAUGUGUUUGCUGGCUGUCAAAUCCCAUACCCCAAAAGAGAAUUUUUAAAUGAAGAUGAACCAGAAGAAAAGAUUGACAAGAACCAGCAGACCCAGCAGCAGACGGGCCCAGCGCAGGCUCAGCAGCAGAGCAGCACGCAGACAAACGGGACAGCAGGAGCUGGGGGGGGCACAGCGGGGGCAGAGCUGCAGCACAGCCAGGAUCAAGGGCCUCCCAACAAGAAACCUCGCCUCGGGCCCUCCGGAACCAGCACGGGCGUCCUGCAGUCGGAAUACCAGCACUCAAGUUCCCGCCUGGGUUACCAAAGCAACGUCCAGGGGCCAUCACAGUCCCAGAAUACUAUCGGAUACUCAACUUCAUCUCAGCAGAGCUCUCAGUAUUCACACCAAUCACAUCGGUACUAAUGAGCAGGUGUGUGUGCGUGUGUGUGAGAGAGAGAGAGCAUGCGUGUGUGUGUGUGUGUGUGUGUGUGUGUGUGUGACAGAGAGAGAGAGAGAGCGUGUGCCUGCGUGUGGGUGUGUGAGCUGCAACUCCAUGUGGACUCCAGUCACCAGGCUCCAGCAAUAUGAAGUGAAAUGGAACUGCAGAGAAACCAAAAAAAACUGACCCAGAGAACUUUCUUUUACCCAGAGGUUUUGGGUAGAAUAUAUUAUCAACAAAAAAAAAAAAAAAAUGAAAGAAAACUACUUUCAGCAAGAUGAAGAAAAAAGUCUGAAAUUGUGUGCAUAGGUUCAGCACGCAGGUCUGUCUGACCCAGUCCUUUAUGCACAGAAGACCAGUGUGAACCGUAGCUCUUCGACUAGAAUUGCAGCUCUGUGUAUAUCUAUACAGCACCUUUUCUAUUUGGUAACUAGACCCUGUUUUUUUGUUUGUAGAGUUUUAAGUUUACUACAAGCUUAUUGUUUUGUAAAUGAUUUUGUAUACUAGACUUAUGGGAUGAGAAACACAGGAGAACGCCAUUAUGUUCAAGGAAACCUUUUCAUGCACUGUACAGUUUUACUCUUGGAUGUCAUUACCUGACUCUUUCUCUGCAAUCUACUUUUUUAAAAACGACUUCUUACAAGCGGCAGCUGAUGACCUUGCAGGGAAUACUGUUUGUGCAAAGAUAUGCUGAGAGAUUCCACUCCUCUUUCAGUAGCUUUUUUAGAGAGAAGCACAGCAACCGACCGUACGCUGGGCAAUAAAACCGAUCAAGCUGCUGUGCCACACCAGGUCAAAUACUCCCUGCUUUACUGGAAAGCCAGACUUUUAGCCGCCUUCAAAUGCUGCCACAUCAAUGGUAUCGGACAAUAUUGUCAUUGGGGUCAUUUCCAGUGUGAAGAAUCAUUUCAUUCAUCUCAAUCGAGGGUCAUCAUUUCUGAAAAACCAUAUUUGGCCUAUAUCACUGUACAAAAGGGGUCUUUUUUGCGAUCUGAGCAUUGCUUUUUUAAAAUGCAAAGUUACUAAUGCAACAGACAGAGCAUUAUCAUUAAAACUUGUCAUACUAUUUUUUAACUGGCCCCUACAGGUUUUCAUUGUGCCAUUCAUAAGGUAAAGAACAGUAUAGUGAAACCUCGAUUAACACUGCCCUUGUACAGCAUGUCAUUCAGGUCUUACCUGUCUUUUACCCCUGGAAAAAGAUUUCUAAACUUAGACCUGGUCGUUGUGUUUGACUUUUAGACCCACAGUUGGAAUAUUAAAUCAGUGUGUUUAUUUUUUUUAUAGGCACUUAUUGUUAAAGCUUCCCCUUUGCGUGCUUUCUAUCCUGUUUCAUGACGUCAAGCAAAACGUCAUUUUGGAAGCAAACCUCAUCUUCAAAUGGGGAGCACAGGAAUACGAAACUGAUGCCACAGUGACCUCUUGUGGCUGGAUAGGGACACUGAUUGUUAACGUGGGAAACCCUUUUAGAAGCAGUAAGUGUGCCGCUUCGAAUCAGCCGUGCUAUCCACUGACACGCCUAUAUGAAAAACACAUCAUUAAAGUGGCUCCUAGUAUAUGUGAAUCAAACCAGUGCUUGUAAUGGGUCUGUACCAACGUAAGUGAUGCCGACUCAAUUUGAUUCCCGAAAUUUGGGAAUUGGUUCUUGAUAUUGCUGUUAACU
Polyodon spathula (Mississippi paddlefish) is the source of this 3298-nucleotide messenger RNA. RefSeq names its product cyclin-dependent kinase 19-like. Gene Ontology annotation, molecular function: cyclin-dependent protein serine/threonine kinase activity; RNA polymerase II CTD heptapeptide repeat kinase activity; ATP binding. Lineage: Eukaryota; Metazoa; Chordata; Actinopteri; Acipenseriformes; Polyodontidae. Gene Ontology annotation, biological process: protein phosphorylation. Gene Ontology annotation, cellular component: nucleus; mediator complex; cytosol. The coding region runs from base 189 to 1622 and encodes 477 amino acids. The transcript has 13 exons. The record is from RefSeq and is a predicted model, not a curated record.